This is a messenger RNA of Saccharomyces cerevisiae S288C, 258 nucleotides long. It is a transcript of the gene YOS1, whose product is annotated as Yos1p. Gene Ontology annotation, cellular component: endoplasmic reticulum membrane; Golgi membrane. The transcript is spliced from 3 exons. Bases 1 to 258 code for a protein of 85 amino acids. Lineage: Eukaryota; Fungi; Ascomycota; Saccharomycetes; Saccharomycetales; Saccharomycetaceae. The record is from RefSeq and is marked reviewed.
AUGGUACUGUUUGGACUAGGUAGACUAUUUUACGUCAUUUUAUUAUUGAUUAAUGCCGUUGCAGUACUGAGCGAAGAAAGGUUCUUAAGAAGAAUUGGCCUUGGAAGAUCAAAUGAUGAGACACCUGUUUUUGGUCAGGAUCAAAAUACCACGAAGUCCAAGGUUGUUCAAUUGAUUGGCGCCGUACAGACAUUACUGAGGAUACCAUUAAUUGGAAUAAAUAUACUGGUGAUUGUUUAUGAAUUACUAUUGGGAUGA